This is a messenger RNA of Paramecium octaurelia, 896 nucleotides long. Lineage: Eukaryota; Ciliophora; Oligohymenophorea; Peniculida; Parameciidae. The record is from the annotation of a GenBank genome assembly.
AUGUUAAAUAGCUCAAUAUAUUCAUCCCCUAAUACUUAAAAACAAAGGAGUUCAUCUAUGAUGAUGUCGUUGAUUUAUGGAACUUCAGGUAUAUUAAAAACUUAUAGUUAGUGUCUCCUAACAAAUCUCGAGUCAUCCAAUUAAGUGAGAAACUAUCAUAAUUAUCGAUUGAUGAGGAUAGAACAUUAAAAAAGGAAACUUAUCAAGAAAAAUUGAAUUCAAUAAAUUAAAAGGUUCAAAAAGCCCAUUAAAACGAUCUCAGUAGACUACAAUCAUUAUAAGAGCAAUUAACUAAAAUGGAAGAAACGUUAAGAAAUGAUUAAAUUAUCAGAAAUGUAAAUAAAAUAAAAUUUAUUAAUAGACUAAUUCUAAAAACUUUCAUUAAAAUGCUCUAAAGGAGCAAGAGAAGAAUGUGCAAUAAAGUAUUUAGAAAGAUAAGCUUAAUCGUAAGACAUUUGAAAUGAGAUUAACGAAAUUGUUGGACGAACAAUCUUAUAAAAUGAGAUUAGAAUUGGCUAGAUAACAAUAGUAUAGGAAAGAGACAGAAGAGCAAUACUAAAUUGAAAUAGAGCAUAAAAUUCAAAAUCUAAGUUAGGAUGUAAGGAAUGAGAAGAGAGAGAGGUAUGAUUAUAUUAAAAUUUGUUAGAGAAAUGAUUUAUUAAGAGUUCGUAAGAAGAAUGGGGGAGCAAGUAUUUUCAGUAUCUGAAACAUUGAAUUAAGAGAAGAAGCAACGAUCAGAUUCUUAGAACCAAAUGGAGGUGAUGAUUUAGGAGAUUAAUAAUAUUCUAAACUUGUAAUUGGCUGAGGAACAGUUAUAAAGAGAUGAGACUGAAAGGACUAUGAUAAGAUUAUUAAAUGAGACAUGUAAUCGGGUGGAGAAUUCCCUGAGAAAGUGA